Cuscuta epithymum is the source of this 2654-nucleotide messenger RNA. Lineage: Eukaryota; Viridiplantae; Streptophyta; Magnoliopsida; Solanales; Convolvulaceae. The record is from the annotation of a GenBank genome assembly.
CCUGGAGAUCGGAUCUGUGAUACGAAGGUAACAAAGUCUGUAGCAGUGGUGAAUGGUACGAACCAGAGCGAAGAUGGAUAUACGCGUGGAUAACUUGGAGCGGAAUCUGGCUGAGAUGCGAGAGGAACAGGAUCGGAAAUUAUUGGAGGUGCAGCAGGAACUCCGAUCAGCGAUGAAUGAUCAGCGGCUGGCGAUGGAAAAUCUGGCGGCAUCCAUGGCCGCGAUGAAUGAGCAGCUGCGGACCAGAGAGAGAUCACGAUCUCAACCUCGACAUCAUCUGCGAUCUUCUCGCAGCCCAACUACUUCUGGAGGUAAUCCGAACUUGUCGCAUAUCCAAAAUCCCCCUGUUGGUAAUCAUGUGUUGUCGCCUAUACCAAAUCACAGAAGGCCAGAUGAUAUGUAUCGAUUUCCAGUAUAUACGGGUAGAAAAAUUGAUUUGCCUGUGUUUGAUGGAGAAGGUGCUUACAGUUGGAUUGUAAGGAUGGAAAGGUAUUUUCGUCUGAACAAUAUUAAUGAAGAAGAACAGGUGGAAGCUGCUGUAGUGGCCAUGGAAGGCAGAGCUAUCAACUGGUUUAUAUGGUGGGAACACCAGAAUGAAAGGAGGACGUGGGAGAAUCUGAAGACUUCUAUCGUUCGCAGGUUUCAGCCAGACUUAAUUCAGAAUCCAUAUGGGCCGAUGCUUAGCCUGAAACAGACUGGCACUGUAAGGGAUUACAGGGAUGAGUUCGAACUGGUGAUAGCUCCCCAAAUCAAUGUUGACAUGGAGAUAUUGAAGGGAAUUUUCCUUAACGGCCUUAAGAAUGAGAUCAAAGCUGAACUCAAACUGCAUAAUUCCACUGCUUUGAAUGACAUCAUGGAUAUGGCCCUUCUGGUUGAAACUAGAAACGAAGCUAUCUAUCUGAAGACUAAUGGUGAAGAUAAAGUAACUUGGAAGGAAAAGGGACCUAGUGCUACCAAACAUCAGACUUGGGUGGAUGGAUUUAAAGCAAAAAUAGGGAACUCGGGGUCCAACAAUAAUGGCAAAGGUGCAGCUGAAAGCAUGGAUUUCAAUUCUUGGUUUGAGAAGAUGGGAAAGAAGGUGACUGAAAUAAACAAUUCAGAAAUCAGAAAGGUAGGUCCUCAGUUAUCCCAGGAAGAGUUUCAGGAAAGGAGUAGGAAGGGACUGUGCUUUAAAUGUGGGGAGAAGUGGAGCAAAGAGCACAAUUGCAAACUGAAAAAUUAUAAGCUAAUGAUGGUUGAAGAUUCAGAUGGAGAGAAGGAGCAUGAUAAGGAUUCUGAAAGUUCUGAGGAGGAAGAAGUUACUAUGGAGUCCAAAUCAAUGCAAUUAUCCUUCAUGAACCAAGAAGGAACACCUUCUAUGAGGGCUUUUAAGGUACAAGGGAUUCUGAAAUGGGUUAAGGGAGAGAAGAUAGUAGAUGUUCUGAUUGACAGUGGAGCUUCACACAAUUUCAUAUCUCAGAAAUUGGUUGGGCAGAUAAGUUUACCUUAUCAUACCACUUCUGGCUACAAAGUGCAGACUGGCAAUGGAGAUGUGGUAUUCAAUAAUGGCAAAUGUGAAAAAUUAAUUUUAAAUAUGCAAGGCACUGUUAUUCAGCAAAAAUUUUAUAUAAUGGAGUUGGGAGGAGCUGACUUAGUUCUUGGCAUGGAAUGGCUAACCAGCUUGGGGGAUGUGGAAGUUAACUUUCAGAAACAAAGUAUAAAGUGGCAGCAAUUUGGAACAAAUCAGGUCAUUCAAGAAGAUCCACAGUUUAACUCGACUGAAGAAUCACUGCAAACCAUGGUACAGAUCAUACAGGAUACUGGGGAUGGAUACCCUGUGUCCUGUGAAGGCAGAAUUGAGGAAAGGAAGGAAGGACAACAGAAGGAUCAUAUCAGGAAAGAUAUUUUGGCAGAAUUUCCUUAUGCCAGUUUUUUUUUCAGACCCCAAAUAGCAGCAGGUUCUGCACCAUUCAUAUCCUUGUGUGCACCUAUCAUUUGUGGGUUACAAGGUUCUUAUUGGAAAGUCUUCUUAAAGAAUUCUGAAAUGGAAUCUGCCAUUAGCAUUGAUCAGUUCUUGGAUAUUCAUGUUGAUCGUAUCAGUACCAGGGAGACUAGAUUUUCAAGGAGUGUAGCAGCUGAAAUCAAAGAGCUAGGGUCAUAUCUUGAAGGACUACACAAGACUGCUAAAUUCCAGAUUCAGGACAACAAGGAGCUCUAUGAAAACGCUGGGAAUGCCUUAGAGAAAUACUGGUCUGAGGAAGUGAGGAUUAAAGGUCCAAUGCUGCUGAUAGGGAUACAAAAAUCCACACUGUAUUGGGAAGGGAGAAGUGCAAGAAAGAAGUACAAGUGGGAGAUCAUGGCUGACUCCUAUCACCCACCUUGAGGACAAGGUGGUUGUUUAGGGGGGGAGUAUUGAUAGGAAUAAGUAAUGAUUGGGCCUAUUCAUUAAAUAAUUAGUGGGCCUAUUCAAUAAAGAGUAUAAUAGAAAGGAUAAAAAGUCUAUUAUUAGUUAAUAGUUCCUUUUAUCCCUGCGUGGAUAAGGACUAUAAAUAGAAGGGGAGUCAGCUAAAAUAGGCAGGCUGUUAUUUGGUUUGGACUUGGACUUUGGAGACUGGGCAUCUCGAAUCGUCCAUCACUGUAUACCUAUUUCGGUUCUUCGCUAUUCAAUAAACACG